Messenger RNA from Vespa mandarinia (Asian giant hornet), 1514 nucleotides. RefSeq lists its product as uncharacterized. Gene Ontology annotation, molecular function: zinc ion binding; RNA polymerase II cis-regulatory region sequence-specific DNA binding; DNA-binding transcription repressor activity, RNA polymerase II-specific. NCBI's taxonomy places the organism in Eukaryota, Metazoa, Arthropoda, Insecta, Hymenoptera, Vespidae. The record is from RefSeq and is a predicted model, not a curated record. Gene Ontology annotation, biological process: regulation of transcription by RNA polymerase II. Gene Ontology annotation, cellular component: nucleus; nucleoplasm.
CUCCAGGGCACUCUUGAAUGCUCACAAUAAGAUACAUGUGGUCAACGUUAUGAUUGUUCAACCAACGUAAACGUCCUAAUCAUUUUCACUAAAGUGAUACCGAAAAAGUGUGAAACUUCGUCGAAAAGGUAUCACAACCGGCUAUCCUUUUCCGAAGACUAUUAUCCGAUGGUAAUGUUCGCGAAACUCGACCUGGUAAAGAAGGACGCGGAGCCCGAGAGGAGAUCAACCAUAGCGAAGUGUCCGGAAGAAGGUGCGAGCGAAGAAGCAGGAAAUAAUUUAACGAUCGGUGCCAUUGAUGAUGAUGGAGAACGAAAGGUGAUAAAACAAGAGGUUGACGCUGACGACGAAGAGGACGAUCUUUCUUUGACGUAUAACUGCAAGUUGUGCGGCGUUUUCUUUGCCAGUCAAACUCUUCUGGAUAAUCACGAGAUCGAGCACAAGGGUAAGCGUAAAAAUACUUGCGCUCAAUGCGGCCGAGUAUUUCGGACUUAUGUGAAUCUACGAAAACACAUGAAGAAGCAUAACGGUCGUAAGGGGACGCGUAAAUCGAGUGGCACCUCGAUUGUUAGCCGAUCUACGUCUUUGAAGAAGGUCAAGAAAGAGAAACCAGAAUUGGAGUUACUAUGCAAGACAUGUAACAAAGUUUUCCGGCACAAGAGCAAUUACCAAAAACACUUGUUACGACAUACCGUAGGUGAUCUUACUUGCAAACACUGCCCGAAAAAGUUCCGCCUCUUUCGUGAUCUUACUAGGCACGAGAAGACUCAUUUCUAUCCGAGUUACAUGUGCAAACAAUGCGACUACGAGACUACAGUGUUAGCCGCUCUCAGCAUUCACAUGUUACGGCACACGGACAAGGCCGAUCUACCGUUUAAGUGUAAUGAAUGUGACAAACAUUUCCGCAAGGCUAUCGAUUUGCAGGAACAUUACAAUAUUCAUUCCGGUGACAAGCCGUUUGUCUGUCAAGUCUGUGGAACGGCUUUCUAUCUGAGAAGACAACUUUCAGCACAUUGCCGUCGAAUGCAUCCAGAAAUGAAAGCCAACAAAGUUACAAGCACUGCUUGUGACAUAUGUGGUCGUGUUCUUGCCACAAAGAGGUCAUUAUUCCGUCACAAGGAGAGUCACAAUCCGACUAAACUCUAUCUCUGCGAUUAUUGUGGCAAAAGUCUUAGUAGUGCUGAACAUUUGAAGAAACAUCGACGAAUUCAUACCGGCGAAAAACCUUACGUAUGUGACAUAUGCGGAAAGGGAUUCACCGAUUCGGAGAAUCUCAGGAUGCACAGGCGCGUUCACACCGGUGAAAAACCAUACAAAUGCGAUCAGUGUCCUAAAGCUUUUUCACAGAGAUCGACUCUAACAAUACAUAGACGUGGCCACACUGGGGAGAGACCUUAUGUCUGUCAGAUUUGUCAUCGUGGUUUCUCCUGUCAAGGUAAUCUCACAGCACACCAGAAGUCUACUUGUGUUUAAAAAUAAACAAAUAAAUAAAUAAAAUAUCUAUACUCGAUCAA